AUAGUUCCUGUGUUUAUAUUUUUUCUGGGUAAACAUGGCGGAUGCAAACAACAGUAGCUCAUCGUCUCCCGGAUUUACGGAGAAAUUAAAAUCCUGGCUCUCGUGGUCUUGGACUUAUUUAUGGGUCCUUUGGUUUGCUAUGCUGUUGGCUCUAGUCUACAUUCUCCGGAGCCCCCUGAAGCUACAGGAAAACCUCGCUACAGUGUCUGUGUUCCUGAACACUCUUACCCCCAAGUUCUAUGUUGCGCUUACUGGAACCUCAUCACUCAUUUCUGGACUCAUUUUGAUAUUUGAAUGGUGGUACUUCCGCAAAUAUGGAACCUCUUUUAUUGAGCAAGUCUCUGUUAGCCAUCUGCGACCCCUGCUGGGCGGAGUGGAGAAUGGCAGUCCUUCUGGCCUGUUCUCCUCAGUUAAUGGAGAGACAGAGUCCAGACCGAAUGUUUCAGAAUGCAAGGUGUGGAGGAACCCAUUAAACCUGUUUCGAGGUGCAGAGUACUGUAGGUACACCUGGGUGACCGGAAAAGACCCUCUGACAUAUUAUGAUAUGAAUCUGUCUGCACAGGAUCAUCAGACAUUCUUCUCCAGCGACACAGAGCAGCUAAGGCCUGAAGAUACAGUGAUGCAGAAAGCCUGGAGGGAGAGGAAUCCUCAGGCCCGGAUCAGAGCUGCGUACCAGGCCAUCGAAUUGAACCACGAGUGUGCCACAGCCUAUGUACUACUGGCCGAGGAGGAAGCAACCACUAUCACAGAGGCAGAGAGGCUAUUCAAGCAGGCCCUGAAGAGUGCUGGCAAGGACACCAAUGUUUUGGUUUACAUCAAGCGCAGGUUGGCGAUGUGCGCUCGCAAACUGGGAAGAAUUAAGGAAGCCGUAAAAAUGAUGAGAGAUUUAAUGAAGGAAUUUCCCCUCCUCGGAAUGUUAAACAUCCAUGAAAAUUUACUGGAAGCACUCCUAGAAAUGCAAGCCUAUGCUGAUGUGCAAGCUGUUCUUGCAAAGUAUGAUGAUAUCAGCUUGCCAAAGUCUGCAACCAUAUGCUACACUUCUGCACUCCUCAAAGCACGAGCAGUUUCAGAUAAAUUUUCCCCAGAAGCAGCCUCCAGGAGGGGCCUUAGUACUGCAGAAAUGAACGCAGUGGAAGCCAUACACAGAGCUGUGGAGUUUAACCCACACGUGCCAAAGUAUUUAUUAGAAAUGAAAAGCCUGAUCCUGCCACCUGAGCAUAUUCUGAAGCGAGGAGACAGCGAGGCAGUGGCCUACGCCUUCUUUCACCUACAACACUGGAAGAGGGUAGAAGGAGCUCUAAACCUGCUCCACUGUACCUGGGAGGGCACGUUUCGGAUGAUUCCUUACCCCCUGGAGAAAGGGCACCUCUUUUACCCCUACCCUGGCUGCACAGAGACAGCAGAUCGAGAGCUGCUGCCUUCUUUUCACGAGGUGUCAGUGUACCCCAAGAAGGAGCUGCCCUUCUUCAUCCUCUUCACAGCGGGGCUCUGCUCCUUCACAGCCAUGCUGGCCAUGCUGACUCACCAGUUCCCCGAGCUCAUGGGCGUCUUUGCCAAGGCCUUCUUCAGUACACUGUUUGCUCCUCUGGGCUUCUUCAUGGACAAGAUGGAGAGCCUCAUGCCGUCCAGCUUCUGGCACCAACUGACCCGGAUCUGAUGGACCUUUUAGACAGAAGAGAGAUCCCAUCAGACUGCAGAACUAACCUCAGCAACACUGGGAGGCCGGCAACAAGGUUUCAGCUUCUGUCUUCAGCAAUACUGACCUAACUGAUUUACUGUGGUUUUAGGUUUUCCUUUCUACGCAAUUAAAGGUUGAGGAUGUGUACCAGAAAUCAGGCAGAAUAUUGAAAAGCAGGCCUGCACUGACAGGCAGCUCCCGUGGAACAGCACUGUCCCAGGACCAUCUGUUUAACAGCCAACACCAAAAUAUAUCUAUAUUUAUUCAUCUAUUUAAACUGAAUUUUCACAUUUUCCAGUUACAAAUGCAAAUCAUAAUCCUAACAUAUUCUAUCAGUUUUCACUGGUUUCUCAACCUUUUGUCUCUGACCAGAAAAACACUUUCUAGGUAAUAAAAAUAUACAUUCAACCCCUUUCUAUUGAAAUUUGGAUUGGCAUUCUCUAAAUAUGAAUAAAAUCUCUUAAAUAAUUUCUUCAACAAAAAAGAAGAAAUGGAUUUCUGUGCGGAUCUGUGUGUUAUAUGAAAGUAUACAAUGGGUAUACAAAAAACAGUAUUCUUUUCCUGCCCUAUAGUCUAUUGGAAACUUGGAUUAUUAUUUCUGCCUUGUCUUGCUUUCUCUCUGCCAUUCUGCCAAGUUUGCUUUGGUAUUCCUUAAUCCUUCUUUUCAUUCCCAACUUAGACAGGGCAGAAAAACUCAGUUCUGUGAUGACAGGCUCAGGUUCCACCUGCCGCUGGAGUUUUGUCAUUUUAGGCUCUGUGCUAUCAGUGAUGACAGGGCCCUACUGAUACUGCAUCACAGCAAGCAGAUGGUACAGCUGCACCUAACCACCAAGCAUGUGCAAACCCAAUCAUAACAUCCUGGCCUUGGGCAGCAUGCGAAGGUUCAAUGACAAGAUAAAUGUGGACGGUGCUCUUUUCCUUGUUGAUACAGUGCUGUUUGUAGCUGGAACUACAGUACGUUAGUCAAAGCUUUCUUCUUUCUUCCAGUUUAAAAACAGUUUGCACUGUCAUAAAAAUGUAAAAGCAGUACAGCUAGCAAUAAUUUGACAAGUGGAGAGCCAAAACAUUGUAAAGAAGGCUUGUAAAUGAAAAGGCUUCCUUUAAUAGGCUAGGUGAAAACCCCAAGUUCAUAUGCUUAGGUUCACAAAAAGCUACAUAGAGAUUGAUAGUAGUGUCUAAGUGCCCUUGUAUGAGGGUUGUGCUGGCUGUGUAUGCAUGAAUGUCAUACCCCAACCAUUUUUCAAAAGUGUAACUUUAUAAGAAGGGUGACAUACUAAUUACCCUCAUGCCCAUAUUCCUUCUUAUAUCUGGAAUUUCCAUAGUGACUCUACUCCUGUCAUGAGAAUUUCACACUACUACCCUUACCAUACUGUUGGCAGUAUAACUGAUAAAUCACAGUCUCAUCUCAUCUGAGAUAACCAUGUUUAACACAGGCUCUGAAGAAAAGAGUGAAAACGCAGUGAUUUAGUCAGGUGCAGCUUCUCUUGUUUCACAUUAAUCAGAGCCAUGCAAUUGAAUUAAUUAUUUCAAGGUUUUUUCAGUACCCAAAGGGCAAAAAAUAUUUCACAUGUAGAGCUCGAUGACAAUUAUCUGAUUACUCUGAUGGAGUUUUUUGGGUAUAUGGAGGGGUAGUAUUAGGCUGACUGGGGUGAUUUAAUACAGCAAGUUGAAGAACAGCUGCCACAGUCCUGCACUGGUUUUUCAGCACUCUGGGAGAAGAAAAAAGAGAAAUAUUUCACCUGGCCUGAGAAAGGAAAGGAGUUUUUCACACAUCCCUGUGUUCAAGUUAGCGUGACACAUGCUCCUGUUUGCAUGGAUUCUAUGAGCGAGUGCCAGCAUCUCACAGAAUGGCGCUCAAUGAUACAGUGCAGGCUGGAUUCAGAGAUCUGGAAAAACAGAUUUACGAUUAGACUAUUUGGAGUGCAAGUUUUAAUGUAUACAGCACUGUGCAUAAGGCGAACCUCUCAGUUCUGCAACAGUGCUGAAAAAACGUUCCCCCUGUUGCAGAUGAUGAGAUAAUAGAGGUGAUCUAUUAUGUUUGGACUAUAAUUGUCACGAUCUUAAACAGCACAGAGGAAACACACUUGUAACGUGUUGGAGAAAGAAAUCUACAGGAACAGUGAACAGCUGUUCUUUUCUAAAAACAAAUAUGCACUCAGCAAUGAUCCGGUCACAUUUUGAACUUAAAAAACACAAUAAUCCAAUUGUAAAUUGAUGGUUGGUUCAAUUUAGCUGUGACCAACGAUGGUCUGCCUUUCAGCCUAACGAACACCGAUCAAGAGGGCUCCUUUUCUCAACAGUAAACCCCAGGGCUGAUCUGGGAAAACAUCUGCUUUCAUUGUUUGCUCAGUUCACCUGGAUGUAAUUGUUAGUCUGGAUUAAAUCAGAACUUUCAACUCCAAGCAGUUUGCAAAUCGCAAACUUGUCACUCGGCGGUAGCUUUCUCUUAGCCUGGGGCUUCUCUCACCCUCCCAGUAGAAUGAACCCCAUCCAUUGGGUUGGGAGUUUGGGCUGGCAGGUGGGGCAGAGUUUGGGGUUAACCUGGGCUGUGUGUUGCCAACAGAGCUACCAAUGGGUAAUGUGAGCGGUGGGAGAAUUGUGCCUUUGUAGGUGGAAUGAGACUGCUAGAUCUUGAUAUAUUAUAUUUCUGUCAUAUAUUCUGCAUUAACCACUGCCAUUCAUACUGAGACAUUUCAAUAACCCACGUUCUACCUCCCCUUUUCACUCUUUCUUCUGAAUUAAUGACUACCUAGUUGGUUAAAUACCAGGAGAUCUACGACUGUCUGUGCAGACUCAGUGAACAGUGUCAACAAGAUUCAAAGUUAAGCAGCAAACAGGAAAAACAACCUGUAUCUGUAUACAGAUAGCUGUGCCAUAUGGGGAAAAGGGUAAAAAAAUGACAACGUGCAGUCCUGUUAAGCUCUGGUAACCUAAGUAUAACAGUUUAAUUUAUAGAUGCUCAGAGACGUGCCCAUUUGCUCCUUGUUAAUUAUCUGGCAGAGUUUAAAAAUUACAUAAUAUAAAACACUUUGUCAUGAUUUUUUAUAAGCUAUUAUUCUUCCCUUAAUUGGAUGAUUUAAAGUGCAAAUUAGUCAAAAGAGUACAUAGAAAACCACAGUGAAUUUGUACAGACAGACAUUGACAGUGAAGACAGAAUUUGAAAAAUGUGUUGCCAACUAGCUUUUUCUGAAGCUGAAUAACACACAAGACUGCAGCACUCCAGCAAUAAAGUGAAUAAUAAAGCAACAUAGGUCCCAAUUCUGUCUGUAAUUCUGAUAAAAUGUUGGUUUGGGAAAACUGAAAGAUAGUUUGCUUGGCAGCUCAGAGUAAAAAUGUUUUUCAACAGCA
Lepisosteus oculatus (spotted gar) is the source of this 5026-nucleotide messenger RNA. It is a transcript of the gene st7l, whose product is annotated as suppression of tumorigenicity 7 like. Gene Ontology annotation, molecular function: protein binding. The record is from RefSeq and is a predicted model, not a curated record. Lineage: Eukaryota; Metazoa; Chordata; Actinopteri; Semionotiformes; Lepisosteidae.